AUGAACGCCUGUGCCUUCCUUCUGCCUGCCGAGUCGGGAGAGAAGAUAUCAUACCUCAUCUCAAUCCUCGUCACGUAUGCUGUGUUCCUUAAUUUUACCAUUGAAGUGUUGCCAAAGUCGGGAAUUCCGUCUCGCCUCGCCAUUUAUCUGAUUCUGGUGUUCUGCCAAAGCUGUGCCGCCAUCUUGUCAACACUCUGCCUCCUCAACAUGUAUCAUGAAGCAGACGAGAAGAAUCUGUCCAUCACUGGGGCGACACCUGUUGGGACAACGUCUACAAGGGAUGGUGGAUCUGGUCUCGAAAUGCAGGGCUCAAAGGGCUCAAAGGGCUCCAAGGUGUCCCCGACUGAAUCGGACGACAACAUGACCAAAGUCCCGAAGCUAAGAGGGAAGAAAUGGAUCAAAUCACUUGACAGAAAACUCUUCAUGGUGUUCCUUGCAAUUGCUCUGCUGUCCGUCAUUAUUCUGUUCGUGUAA
This is a messenger RNA of Haliotis rufescens (red abalone), 474 nucleotides long. Its product is annotated as 5-hydroxytryptamine receptor 3C-like. Gene Ontology annotation, biological process: monoatomic ion transport. The transcript has a single exon. Bases 1 to 474 code for a protein of 157 amino acids. The record is from RefSeq and is a predicted model, not a curated record. Gene Ontology annotation, cellular component: membrane. Lineage: Eukaryota; Metazoa; Mollusca; Gastropoda; Lepetellida; Haliotidae.